CUUGCCAAGUUUAAAGGCCUGUUCCGCUUGCCUCCGCCUGCCGUGCAACUCCUCUCCAGCAACGCAUGUGAGUGGUACAAGAGUGUCUCUUCAAAGUGACUGUUUUUCUCCAUCCUGUCGGAGGAAAGGACGCGCUCUGUCUCCUCUCUAUCUCUCUCUUUCUCUCUCUCAACCCGGGAAAAUGAUGAGAAUUUUCAGUGAAAAGAUGAAAGUGAUUCACUGCUUAGUGAUAGUAGCAAUUAUUUCAAUUAAGUGCAAAAUCUCUGUGGCAUCUCAUCAAAAUGAGCACUUUUUCGAAAAUUCCCCUCUGAGAAGUGAGGACUACAGAAAUCCCGCGAUUCACAGCUCAUACGAUAGGAGCUUUGAGCCCAUCAUCAUCUCCAAUGAGAGACUUUCGGAUGCACAGCAUCAAGCAUGGAGACUGGUGACCACCACGCAGAGUCCUGAUGAGGAAUACCUCACCACGAGUCCGGGAGAAAUCGAUGAAUCCAAGAAGCGCCGAAGACGCCCCGGAAGGAGGAGAAAAAAGCGACCAAACAACUUCCUGUACACUACAACGUCAACAGAGAUUCCCGAGACAUUCGAUGAGCCAGAUCCCAGUGAAGAGACCUUUCAGUACGCCCACGGAAGUGCUCCUCCAGAAUUUGACAGUGUUCGCGACAAAUCCUACCGCAAGCCAUACUCAGUUGCGAAGAAGGAGGAGCAAAACAACGAUAAAGCGGCAGAUUUAAAGCACAUCUUGAAGCAGGCUGGAGAAAGUUUGAGCCUCAGUGAAAUUCUUCAACAGAAAAAUCUAUCUCUCUCGGACUUUCUUAACAGGAAACCCACAGCAUUAGCAAUUCUUGCUCAACCAACAUUGCCAGUGCAGCCGCAACAAUUUUCACGGAGGCUUCCUCACGCCGACUUGAAGAGUCGACGCGUUGCCUCAUCACCAUCACCAUCUACAUCAGCCGACAAUCCAACAGACACCUCAAUGGAAACCAUGAUCACGGGUGAUGAUGAUGAGAAGGCAAACAAGAGGUAUCCAAUGUAUAUGCUGGCCAUGCCAAAGCACGAUGGGGGAUUCAAUUUGACACGUGAAACGGCAAAGCCGCAAAUACCAACCAUUUCGACACUUCCCGAAGGACUCAAGCAUAACCGGCUGCCCACGCGUGAGGAGAGAAUCAAACCCAUCAAAGAGGUGGUUUCUGGCAUUCGACCCGAUUUCGCCAAUUCCAACAUCAGACCACUCAACAGCAAGCAUCACGCGAAAACCACGCAAAGCCCUCCGGAAGUGCCCAGCAGCACAACACCCAGGCCUCAACGAUGGAAACCACCGUCGUAUGAUGGGAAAGUAAUCUCGAAAUUCAAUGAGCGCAGAACAUCGACGGCACAGCCGGAAGUUGCCACUGAAGAAGCUUCCAUUGAGCACGUGAAUCUCACAGAAGUUCUCUCAACGGCUUCCACAACGACAACAACCUCGAAUUACAUCACACCGGGAAGGAAGCAAAUAGCCAUGCGGGACUAUCGCAAUCGCAUGAAUCUUAGGCCGAAACUUCGCAUCUCCGUGAAAACCACCCCCAAAGUGCUGACGGAAGAGUCGCCGAAGGAAAUCCUCGAGGAGGAAGUGCACACGACAGAAAUGUUCAGUGACAUCGUGACCACUUCCGCACCAGAGGUUGAAAUCAGUGGAAAAUUGCUAGCAGUGAAUCACACAGAACCAGAAACACUGAAUAUUAUUGAAGAGAGUGUCCAGGAUGAGAAAAAGCCCAAAGAGGAUGAUGAGAGAAUAGCAGUGCCUCCUGAGGACUUUAUCCAAUCGAACACAGCCCGAUCUGACAGCAUCUUCGAAGCUGACAUCAUCGAGAGGGUGAUCCAGAACACCCAAAGAGCCCUCGUAGGAUCCGCCCAGACGCGAGACUCCAUUAAAAUGGACGUGACCGAGAGUAAUCCUUCACUGUUUGCCGAUCUCUCAUCCGAAACGGCAGUGGAUGAGAAAACAGAAUUGAUGGAGUUACUCGGUGAUCGCAGAAAUGGAGCCCGUCUGGCCAAGAUCCUCGCCCAGCGCAAUAUGACUCUCAACGAAUUGAUUGACCACAGAGAGCGUGGCUCGAGUCAAGUUCAUCUCGCUGAAAUAUUCCACAAUCGCACUCUGGCACGCAAUCUGCACCAUCCUCGCCUGCGCACAGAGAAAAUGGAGAUCGUGACGGCUUUCGAGAACUUUCCUCACUUCAGUUUUGCCAAUUUACGCAGUGUUAAGCCAGAUGAUAUCAAGACAGACUCACAGGGCUCCAGUUAUUUCGCCUCCAUUAUCAAUGUGAAGCCCACAGAUGACACACGGACAGUCAAGGCAAGCCCUCGAGGCAGUGGAUACCCAACAAACUUCAAUCCCUACGACACAAACGUCACCCCGGAAGAGAAAUUUGUGGCUCCAUCAUCCAGAGUGUCGCCAGCAAAUGAGAACUUUGCCGACGAUGGGGAUAUUAUUGAGAAGGAGAUCGCCAGGAUAAACAAUCAGCUAGAUAUGGAGCUUGAGCAGCAGCAAUCGGUGAACAGGAAGGCCGCCAUCAAUGCCUACCUCACGUCCGGCGUGCGAUCAGCCAUUGUGGCAAGCUCGUGCAUUGUUGCGGGAUCCGUGAUGAUCUUCAUCAUCAUCUUCGCGACCUGCCGUUGGCGACAGAGGCGCAACAGGAAGCUCCACUACUCCGACAGUUUCAGCGGCACCCGAGGACGCUUGCCCAUUCUGAAGAGGCAGACAUCCAGGCGCAUCUCCAACCCCCCAGAUUACCUGCACACAGAGGCCAGGCUCAGCAAACUCAACACCAUGGAUUCCACACAUGGAGAUCCACAUGAUUAUCUCUAUGAUGCUAUGAGGAAGGGGUAUCCUUAAGUAAGACUUUUGGGUGUGAGAUUUGGAAUUAGUGAAAUCAAUGAUGAGCAAAUUACGUUUCAUGUUAUCGAGGACAGUUUAUCAAAGUUCCUAAAACACCCUCUUCAGGCAUAUCUAAUUGAUUUUCAAGAAAUUAUCCAAAGACUUGCAAUCUUUGCACAUAACAUGUCCACUAUGAUUUAUCCUCAUUUUCUGUCCAGACGAAAAUGUAAAUGCUCAUCAUUGGGGUCAAUCGCGCGAGAUGAAUGCUAAUAUAGAAAUCCAGUGCAAUAUCUUAACAAAGAGUCGAGAUAAGCCGGAGAGUGGGAGGGAGAGAAGUCAUGGAGAGACUGCAACAACAUGAGUAUUUGUGGAAUCUUUGUCCCUUGCCUUUUUGCUAAUAAAUUAUUAUCUUUUUGUACAAAAUCCUCUGCAUUUC
Messenger RNA from Phlebotomus argentipes, 3287 nucleotides. RefSeq lists its product as uncharacterized. The record is from RefSeq and is a predicted model, not a curated record. The transcript has 3 exons. Bases 182 to 2869 code for a protein of 895 amino acids. NCBI's taxonomy places the organism in Eukaryota, Metazoa, Arthropoda, Insecta, Diptera, Psychodidae.